Chionomys nivalis (European snow vole) is the source of this 1187-nucleotide messenger RNA. RefSeq names its product SH3 domain binding glutamate rich protein (gene Sh3bgr). Gene Ontology annotation, cellular component: cytoplasm. The record is from RefSeq and is a predicted model, not a curated record. NCBI's taxonomy places the organism in Eukaryota, Metazoa, Chordata, Mammalia, Rodentia, Cricetidae. The transcript has 8 exons. Bases 205 to 807 code for a protein of 200 amino acids.
CUGACAUCCCGAACGGAGGGGAAAACCCAGGAUGCCUCUCUGUUACCCUUUAGCCUCUUGGUUGGCGGGGAGGGCUGGGGGCAGAGCCUUGGAACAGCGGCCAACACGGACCUGGCACCUGCUCUCCCAGCGUCACCGCGGGAUUUGUCUAGCGACUUCCCUAGCAGGGGUGUGUUAGGGGGAGUCCUCUUUCCGACUGUCGAAAUGGUUAUCAAAGUGUUUGUUGCCACAUCUUCUGGGUCCAUAGCGAUUAGGAAGAAACAGCAAGAAGUGGUGGGCUUUUUGGAAGCCAAUAAAAUAGACUUUAAGGAACUGGACAUCGCCGGGGAUGAAGACAACAGGAAGUGGAUGAGAGAGAAUGUGCCCGGGGAGAAGAAGCCUCAGAAUGGUAUUCCUUUGCCGCCUCAGAUCUUCAAUGAAGAGCAGUAUUGUGGGGAUUUCGACUCUUUCUUCUCUGCAAAAGAAGAAAAUAUUAUUUAUUCAUUCCUUGGUUUGGCUCCCCCUCCAGGGUCAAAGGUGACAAAGCCCGAGGAAGCUUCUUCCCUUCCCAAUGGAGAUGUGGCAGGAGAGGCAGAAGGUGCUGCAGAGGGAACAGAGAAGGCCGAGGAAAGUGGAGAAAAUGAGGCACAGAAAGAGGACAGCGAAGACACUGCUGACCUUUCUGAAUCCCAAGAGAAGAAUGAAGAAGAGGGAGAAGAGGGAGCGAGAACAACAGAAGAGACAGAAGAGGUGAAAGAGGAAGGAGCGGAGGGAGAGGCCGAGGAAGAGGAAGCCGAGGAAGAAGCAGGAGAAGGGGAAGACUCUUAGGCCUUUCAGGCCGGUUCAUCAACUAUCCCAGGAUAUCUGAGCCAUGAGGCCACAUUUCAACUCUCUCCACUAAGUUGGUAAAAUCUUCACCGAGGACUUGUGCCCUGCGAUGCAGCUGGGUGUGUUUGGGUUUCCCACUGCACUGUAUCACCGUGAGCUGAAUGUGAGGACUGCACGCAUACUGUGCCUACCACUCUUGGUCUUUGCUUAGUUUUUGUUUCUUUUGCUGCACACAAGUAGACCUUCUGUUAAUACUCUGCUAACAGGAUCUUACUGUGAUGCAGCAGGAGUGUUUCCCCGUGUGCUGCUUGUUUAAGGCUUGGCUUUCAAAAUGAAACACUUCCCGGAGAGCAAUCGUAAAUAAAGAUUGAUAGCAAGAA